AUGCCACUUCGUUUUGCUGUCGUUUGUUCAUCGAAUCAAAAUCGUAGUAUGGAAGCACAUAACUUUAUGAGUAAACGCGGUCUAUUAGUUAAAUCAUAUGGUUCAGGUCAACAAGUUAAAUUGCCUGGAACAUCACUUGAUAAACCUAACGUAUAUACAUUUGAUACUCCAUAUGAAUUUAUGUACAAAGAUUUAUACAAUAAGGAUGCAAAUUUAUAUACACAAAAUGGUGUUCUUCAUAUGCUUGAUCGUAAUCGUCGUAUAAAAGAAAAACCUGAACGUUUUCAAGAUAGUCGAGAACGUUUCGAUGUUAUAUUUACUGUUGAAGAACGAAUAUUUGAUCAAGUUAUGGAGGACCUAGAAAAUCGUGAUAAACGCACAAAUGAAAUAGUUCAUGUUAUUAAUAUUGAUGUUAUUGAUAAUCCAGAAGAUGCUACACUUGGAGCAUUUAUGCUUUGUGAAUUAGGACAAAAAAUGGAAGCAGCUCCUGAUUUAGAUAAUACAAUUGAUGAAAUACUUACAGAAUUUGAACUAAAAACAAAACGAACAAUAUUACAUGCUGUUUCAUUCUAUUAG
Molecule: messenger RNA, 576 nt
Organism: Rotaria sp. Silwood2
Lineage: Eukaryota; Metazoa; Rotifera; Eurotatoria; Philodinida; Philodinidae
Source: the annotation of a GenBank genome assembly